AUGUAUGAUGUAUAUACGAUCCUCAUAGUUUUGUUAAUAAAUACAUUUACAUUAUCGCAAUUGAUGGAUUUAAUUCUGACUGUGGACAAUGCCGAUGAUUUCUCCGAGAAUUUCUAUGUGAUACUUGCUAUGUUCGUAUCAUGCUGUAAGAUGUUCAGUUUAUUGAGAAAUCGUAACAACAUUGCGAUGCUGAUUGAUAUUCUGAUGAAAAAACCAUGUAGGCCUACUGAACAUGAUGAAAUAGAAAUUCGACAGAAAUUUGACAAGAUUGUCCAAACAAACACGCUUUGCUACGCGACUUUAGUGGAACUAACAUGUGCGUUUGCAUUAGGAACAUCUGUGUUUAAAGACUACAGAAGACACAACCUAGCUUUUCGAGCAUGGUUACCAUUUAACUAUUCUUCGCCAAUGUUAUUUCGGAUCGCUUACUUUCAUCAAUCGAUAAGUUUGACCGCUGGAUCGAUGCUUCACCUCGCUUGCGACAGUCUAAUUUGCGGAUUAUUGAUGCACAUUUGCUCCCAGUUGGAAAUAUUGGAAUGUCGUUUGAAAAAAACUAUUAAUAAGCCACAUAUUUUUCGGGAAUGUGUCAUACAGCAUACAUGCAUUUUUGAAUUUGCAUUAAUAGCAAAUGAAAAAUUUAGAUUAACAAUCACCGUCCAAUUCUUAGUGAGUAUGUUAGUAGUAUGCUUCAAUCUGCAUCAAUUGACGCAGACGAGUAUGUUAAGUGCAAAAUAUGUUCAAAUAGUAUUAUAUAUGUUUUGCAUGCUGACACAAAUCUCUUUUUAUUGCUGGUAUGGAAACGAAAUUAAGUUGAAGAGUCGGCAACUGGUCAGCAACAUAUUCGAAAUGGAAUGGUUUGUGUUGGAUUAUCGUGUGCAAAAAGAUUUGUCAAUAAUUAUGAUGCGUAGUAUCGUACCUAUUGAAUUCACCAGUGCUUAUGUUAUCUCUAUGAAUCUUCAAUCAUUUGUUAGUUUGCUCAAGACGUCGUAUUCUGCUUUCAAUAUACUUCAACAAAUAAAGUAA
Trachymyrmex septentrionalis is the source of this 1023-nucleotide messenger RNA. RefSeq names its product putative odorant receptor 85d. The record is from RefSeq and is a predicted model, not a curated record. Gene Ontology annotation, cellular component: plasma membrane. NCBI's taxonomy places the organism in Eukaryota, Metazoa, Arthropoda, Insecta, Hymenoptera, Formicidae. The transcript has 5 exons. Gene Ontology annotation, molecular function: odorant binding; olfactory receptor activity. The coding region runs from base 1 to 1023 and encodes 340 amino acids. Gene Ontology annotation, biological process: detection of chemical stimulus involved in sensory perception of smell; sensory perception of smell.